AUGACCAUCUGGUGUGAGGGGACCCCAGGGUCUGAGGAGUACCAUCUGGAGAAAGAGGGAAGCCCAGCACCAUGGAAAACACAGGAGCCACUGGAGUCCGGUGACAAGGUGAUGUUCUCCAUCACCCGCAUGACAGAGGGUUAUGCUGGUAGAUAUCGCUGUCAGUAUCGAAGCCCUGCUGGCUGGUCAGAGCGUAGUGACCCCCUGGAGCUGGUGGUGAUAACAGGAUCCUACAGCAAACCCAGCCUCUCAGCCCUGCCCAGUCCUGUCGUGACCUAUGGAGAGAACGUAACCCUCCAGGACAGCCCCCAGGUGUGCUCACCACUUAGUGACCCCCUGGAGCUCCUUGUCUCAGGUGAGUAUGGGAAGCCCUCCCUCCUGAGCCAGCAGGGCCCCAUCGCAGCCUCUGGACAGAACCUGACCCUCCAGUGUCGCUCUGAUGUCGGCCUUGACAUAUUCAUUCUACACAAGGAGCGGGGACGGGUCCAACCCAAGAGGAUUUUCCUGCAGAUCCAGGCUGGGCUCUCUCAGGCCCACUUCCCCCUGGACACUGUGAGCAGCUCCCACGGGGGCCGGUACAUAUGCUACGGGGGAUGCAAGCUCUCCUCCAAGUGGUCGGCCCCCAGUGACCCUCUGGACAUCCUGGUGGCAGGACACCUGUCUGAUAGACCCACCCUCUCGGUGCAUCCAGGCCCCAGGGUGGCCCCAGGAGAGAACGUGACCCUGCUGUGUCAGUCCCAGAGCCCGAGGAACACGUUCCUUCUGUCCAAGGAGGGGGCGGCCGAUCCCCCCCUAAGUCUGAGAUCAGAGCAUCGAGGUCGGCAGUACCAGGCGGAGUUCUCCAUGAGCCCUGUGACCUCAGCCCACGGGGGCACCUACAGGUGCUACAGCUCAGUCAGCACCUCCCCCUACCUGCUGUCACUCCCCAGUGAGCCCCUGGAGCUCCUGGUCUCAGGGCAAAUCUCUCACAGGGACUCUCUUCCAGGGCUGAGUGUGGGCCUCAGGACCCCAGUGCAGGCAGGGGCCAUCCCCAAACCCACCAUCAGGGCUGAGCCAGGCCCUAUGAUCCCCUUGGGGAGCCCCGUGACCAUCUGGUGUCAGGGGACCCCAGGGGCUGUGGAGUACCUCCUGUAUAAAGAGGGAAGACCACAACCAUGGAAAAGACAGGAGCUACUGGAGCUGGGGGACAGUGCCAAGUUCUCCAUCACAUACAUGACAGAGCAUGAUGCUGGGAGAUAUCGCUGUUACUAUCGCAGCCCUGCUGGCUGGUCAGAGCCCAGUGACCCCCUGGAGCUCCUGGUCCCAGGACACCUGCCUGACAGACCCUCCCUCUCGGUGCAGCCAGGCCACAGGGUGGCCUCAGGAGAGAAUGUGACCCUGCUGUGUCACUCACAGAGCCCAAGGAACACGUUUCUUCUGUGCAAGGAGGGGGAAGCCGGUCCCCCACUGCGUCUUAUAUCAAAGUAUCGAACCGGGCAGUACCAGGCAGAGUUCUCCAUGAGCCCUGUGACCUCAGUCCACCGGGGCACCUACAGGUGCUACAGCUCAAACGGCACCUCCCCCUUCCUGCUGUCACUCCCCAGUGAGCCCCUGGCGCUCCUGGUCUCAGGUGAGUAACCCCCGGCCCUUUCUGCUGAGCUGUCAGCUCAGGGUCCUGGCCCCAGAAGGAUUAAGGGCUUGAAAGGGAGGGAGGGGCUCUGGGGAUCAUCACGCAGAGGAGAUCUGACACUCAGAGACCUUCUGCCCCGUGCUUAGCCCUCCCCCUCACCUGGUCCAGAAGGUACCACGUGGGCAGUGUGAGGGUCUGAGGGCAGAUACAGGAGGAGUCUGAGUGAGGUGGGGAGCCCAGGGUUGGCCCCAGAAUCUCACACUUGGUCCUCCUUCCCAAGACCCUCUGGUACCCUGACUCCCCAACAACAGGGACCAUGUCCACAGUUGGUCAAUCCUGGGUCCCCUUUGCUCAGAGGGAGCACUGUCCACCCCAGGGAGUUCUUAGUCUCUGAGAGGAUCUAGUGCCCAACCACCACCCCCCACUCGGAGAGAGACUUGUGUCCCAGGGGACCCAGGAGUCCGGGAGAAAUUUCAGGGAACUACUGUGCUCCAAGUUCUCUGAGGAUUCUCCCCCCACCCCAUGGAGUCAGGCCUAAGAGGGAGAAGUGAGGCAGGUGACAGGUGGGUGGUCAUGGCAGAGGGAGAUGUUGGGACCCAGAGUGAGGGAGGAGCAGAGGCCAGAAAGUUGGAGAGAGGACAGGAGGACACUCCCUCAGCUGCUCAUUUCCAGAGCCCCUUGGAUGGAAGCCCUCACCCACACAGGUGGGGUCCUGAUCCUUCUCAGAGCAGGACAGGUGGCUGCUCUGGCCAAGGUGAGAACUGCUGUGGGUGAUGGUAUGGUCCCCACUGCUGUAGUGAGAAGUGUCCCCACCUGUGGGCACUACUCUGCAAGGCCCUGUUCCCCCUGGAGGCCUCCAGGCCCUCAGUGCCCACCUGAGACUCAGGGGGACCAUGGAGGGCUCAUGAGGAACUAGCGGGUCCUGCCCAGACACUGUGUGAAAUUCACGUUUGCUCUCUGCAUUUUCUGUGCAUACCUCUCUAUUAUUGCUCUUUUGCUGGGAACUUGUAGGCAAUACUUGCAUAUAUGAUUUUA
This is a messenger RNA of Myotis daubentonii (Daubenton's bat), 2644 nucleotides long. RefSeq names its product leukocyte immunoglobulin-like receptor subfamily A member 3. Lineage: Eukaryota; Metazoa; Chordata; Mammalia; Chiroptera; Vespertilionidae. Gene Ontology annotation, biological process: immune response-regulating signaling pathway; cytokine-mediated signaling pathway. The transcript is spliced from 8 exons. The record is from RefSeq and is a predicted model, not a curated record. Bases 1 to 1617 code for a protein of 538 amino acids. Gene Ontology annotation, cellular component: plasma membrane. Gene Ontology annotation, molecular function: inhibitory MHC class I receptor activity.